CAUAAUUUAAUAUAGCAGUUUUGUUAAGUAGGCAAUGCAGCUUCUUAACUUCUACGACAGCAAAUUAGAAUGCACAAGGUUUUGAAUUCCUUGCACAAGGUUUUGAAUUCCUUACAAAAGUAGGAGAAACUGCAUUUUUCCAGUACGCAUGAUUUUGUAUCCUUUCUGAAAGCAGGAAGCAACACACUGUUAAUCGCAGUCAGACAGAUAACAGCAUUUCCUGGGAAGGUCAAUUGAACUGCAUUGUUUACAGAGGUGUUUUGAUUCUCUUUCGGUGGCUACAAAUUCAUUCAAACGAAUUUCAGUGACUUUGGCCGGUGAUCUUGGAUUAACUAUGGACCAACAGUACAAAUUCCAUGCUUGGAUGUGAUUCCACCAUUGUGAGCCUGAUGUACAGAGGAGGAAAGAUGGCAGACCAUCUUCCCUCAGGGUUACUGGAAGCAUGUGUUGUCGUCGGAGCCUCUGGGGAUAAACUCAAGGAUGUCUACCAGUCUCUACAGCAGGGCAACACGACAACAGACAUCCUUUCUUUAGACCCAGAGGUCUUGCAAGUCCACGUGCCUCCAUUUGUGACCAAAGAGAAUGCAGAUGAGUCUGUUGUCCCCAGAACCAUCAGUCGAGUCCAGUGCAGACGGUCCUUCAUCAAGAAGAAGGAGAGGCCAGUGGUGGCUCGUAGUGGCCCUGGAGGGGCCGGGAGCAGUGAGGGGGCCACUGUCACGGAGGAUAUCAGCGUCCCCAAGGACAUCGACCUCAUGGCCCUGCCCCAACUCUGCUUUCCAGGGGGGCUUCAAGUAACAAAUGAACCAAAAGAAGAGCGUUUUCACUUUCUAGUCUUCACGGAUGUGUUCGGUAACCAAACCCAUGGAGUGGUUGUUCAGUGUUGUAGACCAUUUCAGGAAGGGUCAGUGUUCUAUCAGAAUGGACACUGGUCGUCCACCAGGACCACUAAGCUCUACACUGCUUAUGCCAUCUGUGUCAUAUCCAAGCAUCCUUAUUACAAUGCUCUGAAGGACUGUCUGUCUUGUUUGCUGGUGCAGCUUAGAACAUGCCGGUUGUCUGAAGAGAGGGUGAAGGAAUUUGCAGCCAAACUGUCUCUAGUGCCCAUUCCACCUCCUGGACAACUACAUGUGGUGUUCAACCUGAGACCCCUGAUGAUCAUACUGCCUUCCAGAGAGGAUAAGGAACACCCCGCUGUAGACCUGGACCUCCAUUUGCCCUUCCUGUGCUUUAGAUCCAAACAGAUUUUACAGAUCAUCACUGGUAUUCUGAUGGAGCAGAGGGUAGUGUUCUUCUCAGCUGACUGGGCCCGCCUCACCCUGGUGGCAGAGUGUUUCAUGCUCUACAUCCACCCCCUCCACUGGCAGCACCCCUACGUACCCAUCCUCUCAGCCCAGAUGCUGGACUUCGUCAUGGCUCCCACCGCCUUCCUCAUGGGCUGCCACCUCAACCACUUUGAGGAGGUCGCUGCGGAAACAGACGACCUGAUCUUGAUUAAUAUUGAUGAUGGAACAGUGUCUUCCUCCUGCUCAGAGACUGUUGACCUACCAGACGUCCCCUUCGCUUCGGCAGAGUGUUUUACCAAGCGGAGGAAGGGCCUCCAGCUACAAUAUGAUCUAGAGGUGUGUCACCAAGGGGCCGGCACAGACGUUAAUGAGAUGCGCAUGCUGAGAAGACAAUGGCAGCAGAACCUGAACUGGGAAAUACAGAAGGUUACCUUGGAGCUCAUUGUCAACAUGUUCAGGGAUGUCAGUGGUCACCUGAACUAUGAACACAGAGUGUUUAACAGUGAAGAGUUCCUGAAGACCAGAGAGCUAGCUGACCAACCCUUUUAUAAAAAGGUCUUGGAGACACACAUCUUUCAUUCAUUCCUGAAGGACCGCCUCAAUAGAAAGAUGGAUGCUUUCACACACAUGGAAGUCAACACUCGCUCAGAGACACAGAAAAUGAAAGCGAUGACAGACAACCCCAGGAGGCCCACCAUGCAGGAAAUGGCCAGGAAGUACAGCAGCGACCCAGAGAACCGUCUGAACAAGAGGCUGGGGAUGAGCCUCCCCAACCUGGGAGAGGAGCGCCACCUCAACCUCCUCAGACAAACCUCCCUCAAGAAGAUCAUUAUCCCUGAAAGUGCCUUCAAGAUCCCGCCCAAGCCUGUGAAGAUCUUCAAGCUGCCAGAAUUUCCUCCUCCCAUGGUGCACCACCAUGUCCAGAACUACUAUGGAGAGUUGAUCAUACUACUGGGGAAGGCCAUCUUCUGUGUUCCUCCUGAGAACUCCACCCUCCUGGCCAGGUACUUCUACCUGCGCGGCUUCAUGAACACGCUGUGUUCCAAGCGUCUAGAUGCCCUCAGCGACUUCCAGAACCUCUACAAGACGGACAUCGAGAUCUUCCCCACCGACCUGGUGAAGGCGCUAGUGGACUCGCUGCAGAAGGACGAGCGCUCCCAGGCGGACCGGCGACCAGAGCUCAAGCGGCUCAUCUUCAAGGUGAAAACAGACAACGAGAUGGUGCUGGUCCAAGCUGACGACCACGUGAAGAAGUUUCAGCUCCCUAAGACCCACAUGUUGCAGGAGGACUUUGUGAAGCGCAUCCAGGAGUCUGGGAUUGUGAAAGACGUCGCCACCAUCCAUAGGCUGUUUGAGGCUCUCACUGUGGGUAAGUUGAGACUUACCAUUCAUAGGCUGUUUGAGGCUCUCACUGUGGGGCAACAGAAGCAGAUUGACCCAGAGGUGUUCCGUGUGUUCUACACCUUCUGGAAGGAGACGGAGGUGGAGGCCCAGGACGUUCACCUGCCAGCUGAGGUCAUAGAGCACCUGGACAACAACGAGUGUGUCUACAAGCUGUCCUGCUCCGUCAAAACCAACCAGGGAGUGGGUAAGAUCGCCAUGACACAGAAGAGGCUCUUCCUGCUCACUGACGGGAGGCCUGGGUUUAUCGAGAUCACCAAGUUCAGAGACAUAAAGGAGGUGAAAAUCUCCUUUGCUCCUUUCCUGCUGCUGAGGAUCCCGUCUCUGAAGAUCAAGUGCAGUCUGAGGAAGGAGGUGUUUGAGGCCAACCUGAAAUCUGCGUGUGACCUGUGGAAUCUCAUGGUCAGAGAGAUGUGGGCUGGGAGGAUGAUGGCAGACGACCACAAGGAUCCUCAGUACAUGCAGCAGGCUUUGACUAACGUCUUGCUCAUGGAUGCUGUGGUUGGGUGCCUUCAGACCCAGAAGGCCGUAUUUGCCGCCUCCAAACUGGCAUACUUUGACAGAGUGAAACAUGAAGCAGUUCCUAUGAUGGUUCCAAAGACAACAUCGGAGACGUUGAAACACAAGAUCAAUCCAUCGCUAGACCUCCCAGCUCCACAGACUGUACACGUCUUACUCUACACACCAGGCCAGUUGAGUUACUCGGAGGUAGACGGAGAUGGGAACCCCAAGCUGUGGUGUGCCCUCAGUGGUGGGAGGGUGGUUGUGUUUGAUGCAGCCAGCUGGUCCAUGCAGCAGAACUGUAUUCAAGUGGGAUCCUCCCAACUGAACUGCAUGCUGGGAUUGGACCAGGAUCAAGUAUGGAUUGGCUCCCAGGAUUCCAUCAUUUACAUAAUUGACACUUGCAGCAUGUCCUGCAAUAAGCAGCUGACAGAGCACCGGCAUGAGGUUAUGGACUUUGCCCUGGAGGAGAGUGACAAGAUGAGCCAGACAUACUCCUGUAGUGCCGAUGGAACAGUCAUUCUGUGGGACCUCUCAACACUAAAAGUGAAAAAGCAGUUUCAACUGACCUGUGAUAGGCUUAUGUCCAUUCAGCUCUUCAAUGGAACACUGUGGUGCUGUGCCAGAGACGGCAUCGUUGAACUGAGGAAGAACGGAACGCCACAUCGUAAGAUGACACUUCCUGAGGAUCUACAGAACAUGCCCACUGAGUUCAGCAGCCUCAUCCUCUUCUUGGAGAGGGGCCAGUUGUGGACGAGCUGUUCUGAUUCUGACGAGCUCUGUCUGUGGCACUGUAAAGACCUGACCAAGCCUUUCCUGAGGGUGCAGCUGCAGAACUGUACAGGGGUCAACUGUAUGAUCAAGGUUAAGAAUCAGAUCUGGGUUGGCUGCAGCGGGCCGAGCCCUGACCAGUGCAGGAGGAGUGGGAAGAUCUACAUAGUGGACACAGAGAGCCACAGUGUAGAGAAGGAGCUGAUGGCCCACACAGACAGUGUCCAGGCACUGUGCUCUGCAGAGGGCCGCUAUGUACUCAGCGGCUCCGCCUGCCAGGAUGGAAAAAUCGCCAUUUGGAAGGUUGAGUAGAGGACGAGUAGCCUGGUCCAGUAUCUGUUUGUGUGGUUUUGCCAAAUCUUUUAAGUGAAUAAAAUGUUUGGCACAACAAUGACAGGAGUUUCCUAAACAGCAGAAAUAGAUGUGGGACCAGGUUAGAGGAAGAGCCCUGCAGACCCUGAGGAGUCCUACAGGUCUGAAGAAAGAAAGGCCCUCAAACUCAACUCUGAACCUGGAAGCCAGUUCCACUGCUUUGUUUCAUUGUUCCCCUCUAAUCAGGGACUGAUUUAGACCUGGGACAUCAGGUGGUUGCAAUGAAUUAGCAGGUAGAACAGAAAAGCAGCAGGCUCUGGAACUCGUAGGGUCAGAUUUGAACGUCCCUGCUAUAGACUAUAAAUUGUUCUUAUUUUCCCUGAACACCUCAGAGAGACAGUGAGCUUCUAAAUGUUUUUUCAAAGCUUUGUUCUAAAAUGUGCUUUUCCUGUAUUAAAGACUCAAGGUUGGCCAUUUUGUUUUUCACAUCCUUCCACGUCUGUGUCCCAAAUGGCCCCACGCUGCUCCACCUUGUGGUCUGCCCCCCAACCCCACCACGCUGCUCCACCUUGUGGUCUGCCCCCCAACCCCACCACGCUGCUCCACCUUGUGGUCUGCCC
Messenger RNA from Salmo salar (Atlantic salmon), 4888 nucleotides. NCBI's taxonomy places the organism in Eukaryota, Metazoa, Chordata, Actinopteri, Salmoniformes, Salmonidae. The record is from RefSeq and is a predicted model, not a curated record.